GAACCCAAUGCAGCCUGUAGCCCAUUCAAAGGCCUACUGUUGGACCUCUGCUUAUUUUGCAAUACGUCUUUAGUACGGACUGAAAAAUGUCCGAUUUCGAUGAGUUUGAGAAGCAGUUAAGCGAAAAUCGGCAAGCUGCCGCAGGAUCCCCGAAAACUGACCGCUUUGAGCGGGAGAAGGAGCGACACAAGAAGCGUAGCCGCAGCCGGUCUCUGAGCCGUGGCGAGAAGCACCGCCGCUGGAGCAAGGACUCCAGGGGGCGGAGUCACGAGAAGCGCAGCAGCAGCCGCGACCGCAAGGGUCGUGACCGACGGAGCAGCUCACGCGAGCACAAGAAGCACAGCUACUCUCCUCGGAGAAGCCGUAAGAAAAGGACAUACAAGUACUGGGAUGUUCCCCCUCCGGGAUUCGAGCACAUCACCCCCAUGCAGUACAAGGCAAUGCAAGCUGCAGGGCAGAUCCCCACGAUAGCUUUACUGGCAACAUCCACCACCAGCGGCGUGGCAGUGACGCCCACCCAGGUGCCGAUGGUCGGCAGCCAGAUGACCCGGCAGGCCAGGCGGCUUUAUGUCGGCAACAUCCCCUUCGGCCUGACGGAGGAGGCCAUGGCGGAUUUCUUCAAUACCCAGAUGCGAUUGGCUGGCUUAUGUCAAGGUCCCACCAAUCCCGUCCUCGCUGUUCAGAUAAACCAGGACAAGAACUUUGCCUUCCUUGAAUUUCGGUCCAUGGAUGAGACCACGCAGGCAAUGGCCUUCGACGGCAUCAUUUUCCAGGGUCAGUCGUUAAAAAUCAGGCGGCCCCACGACUAUCGCCCCCUGCCUGGCAUCUCAGAGCAGCCCGCCUUCCACGUACCAGGGGUCGUCUCCACCGUGGUUCCAGACUCGCCACACAAGCUCUUUGUCGGAGGCCUGCCCAACUAUCUCAGUGACGAUCAGGUGAAGGAACUCUUGACGUCGUUCGGACCUCUUAAGGCCUUCAACCUUGUGAAGGACAGUGCCACGUCACUGUCUAAGGGUUAUGCUUUCUGUGAAUACGUGGACAUCAGUGCCACUGACCAGGCCGUGGCUGGACUCAAUGGCAUGCAGCUCGGAGACAAGAAGCUCAUCGUCCAGCGGGCAAGCGUGGGGGCUAAGAAUGCCAACGCUACGGCCAUCAUCGAGACGCCGGUGACGCUGCAGGUUCCAGGGCUGCAGCGGCUGCAGAGCUCCGGCAUGCCCACGGAGGUGCUGUGCCUCCUCAACAUGGUCAUGCCCGAGGAGCUGGUGGACGACGAGGACUACGAGGAGAUCCUGGAGGACAUCCGGGAGGAGUGUUGCAAGUACGGCAACGUGCGCUCCAUCGAGAUUCCGCGGCCCGUCGAUGGCGUGGAGGUGCCUGGCUGUGGCAAGGUGGGACCCGUACUCUCCUGUACCAGUGGCAAAAAGAAGACCUCUGUAGGCACUAAACACAGGCUCAUGGGAGCAUUUCUUGCACAAAAGUGUUUUGAAAACGGAAUAAUUUUUUGUGUAAGAAAAACAAUCUGAUUGGUUCAGAUAGACAGACAAUCUGAUUGGUUCAGAUAGACGACGGACAAUCUGAUUGGUUCAGAUAGACGACGGACAAUCUGAUUGGUUCAGAUAGACGACGGACAAUCUGAUUGGUUCAGAUAGACGACGGACAAUCUGAUUGGUUCAGAUAGACGACGGACAAUCUGAUUGGUUCAGAUAGACGACGGACAAUCUGAUUGGUUCAGAUAGACGACGGACAAUCUGAUUGGUUCAGAUAGACGACGGACAAUCUGAUUGGUUCAGAUAGACGACGGACAAUCUGAUUGGUUCAGAUAGACGACGGACAAUCUGAUUGGUUCAGAUAGACGACGGACAAUCUGAUUGGUUCAGAUAGACGACGGACAAUCUGAUUGGUUCAGAUAGACGACGGACAAUCUGAUUGGUUCAGAUAGACGACGGACAAUCUGAUUGGUUCAGAUAGACGACGGACAAUCUGAUUGGUUCAGAUAGACGACGGACAAUCUGAUUGGUUCAGAUA
This is a messenger RNA of Brienomyrus brachyistius, 2025 nucleotides long. Its product is annotated as splicing factor U2AF 65 kDa subunit-like. Gene Ontology annotation, molecular function: poly-pyrimidine tract binding; pre-mRNA 3'-splice site binding. NCBI's taxonomy places the organism in Eukaryota, Metazoa, Chordata, Actinopteri, Osteoglossiformes, Mormyridae. The coding region runs from base 87 to 1523 and encodes 478 amino acids. Gene Ontology annotation, biological process: mRNA processing. Gene Ontology annotation, cellular component: U2-type prespliceosome; nuclear speck; nucleus. The record is from RefSeq and is a predicted model, not a curated record. The transcript is spliced from 11 exons.